Anguilla rostrata (American eel) is the source of this 2361-nucleotide messenger RNA. RefSeq names its product cartilage acidic protein 1b (gene crtac1b). Lineage: Eukaryota; Metazoa; Chordata; Actinopteri; Anguilliformes; Anguillidae. Gene Ontology annotation, molecular function: calcium ion binding. The record is from RefSeq and is a predicted model, not a curated record. Bases 161 to 2077 code for a protein of 638 amino acids. Gene Ontology annotation, biological process: axonal fasciculation. The transcript has 14 exons.
UAAGAAGUGGUUGUGUAAGUAAUAUUCUGGAUAUCAUAGAAGUUGCUUAUGGUUAACAACUAUUGUACAGAGGAGAAAAGCCUUGCGAGGAAGUCUGCGGUGUAUGAUUUUCGGGAGACAUUGAUAUUCCCAGCUGGCUGGUUUCUGUUCUGUCUGUGCAAUGAUGAUGCUGACCCCCUGGAUCUGGCUCCUCCUCCUGGGGCUGCCCCGCCCCACCCCGUGCCGAAGCCAGCGUUCCGAACCCGUGUUCGCCUCGGUGACCUCCACCCUGCUGCCCCCGGACUACGAGAACAACCCCACCCAGCUGAAUUAUGGGAUGGCCGUGACCGAUGUGGACGGCGAUGGGGACCUGGAGGUGGUGGUGGCGGGGUACAACGGUCCCAACCUGGUCUUGAAAUAUGACCGGAACAAGAAAAGGCUGGUCAACAUCGCCGUGGACGACCGCAGCUCCCCAUACUACGCCCUUCGGGAUCGCCAGGGCAACGCCAUCGGUGUGGCAGCAUGUGACAUUGACGGAGACGGCAGGGAGGAACUUUAUUUCCUCAACACCAACAAUGCAUUCUCAGGACGAGCGACCUACACGGACAAGCUCUUCAAGUUCCGCAACGGACGCUUCGAGGACCUGCUGAGCGACGACAUCAACGAGCACCGAGACGUGGCCAAUCGCAUGGCGGGGCGGUCGGUGGCUUGCCUGGACAGGAAGGGGACAGGGCGCUACGCCAUCUACAUCGCUAACUACGCCAGUGGGAACGUUGGGGCACACGCCCUCCUGGAGAUGGACGAAGCUGCCAGUGACCCUGCCCGAGGGGUCAUCGCCCUGUCCAAUGUGGCCGAGGAGGCCGGGGUCAACAAGUUCACAGGGGGCAGGGGCGUGGUGGUGGGACCUAUCCUCAGCCAGACCCGCUCGGACGUCUUCUGCGACAACGAGUACGGGCCCAACUUCCUGUUCCGUAACAACGGGGACGGCACCUUCACAGACGUGGCAUCGACGGCAGGAGUUGAAGACCCCAUGCAGCACGGUCGAGGGGUGGCACUGGCUGACUUCAACCGGGACGGGAAGACCGACAUCGUCUACGGCAACUGGAACGGCCCGCACCGCCUCUUCCUGCAGCUCAGCACCCAUCGGAAGCAGAGAUUUAAGGACAUCAGCACGCAGAAGUUCUCCAUGCCCUCCCCCGUGCGCACCGUCAUCGCUGCUGACUUUGACAACGACAACGAGCUGGAGGUGUUCUUCAACAACAUCGCUUACCGUGGAGCGUCGGCCAAUCGGCUGUUCAGGGUGGCGCGGCGGGACCACGCGGACCCUCUGAUUGAGGAGCUGAACGUCGGGGAGGCAGCUGAGCCGGACGGCCGCGGGACAGGGGCGACCGUGACGGACUUUGACGGAGACGGACAGCUGGAUUUACUGGUGUCCCAUGGAGAGAGCGCCGCCCAGCCCAUCUCAGUGUACAGAGUCAGCCAGGGCUCGUCCAAUCGGUGGCUGCGUGUGAUCCCCCGCACGCAGUUUGGCGCCUUCGCCCGCGGGGCCAAGGUCGUGACCUACACCAAAAGGAGCGGCUCACACACACGCAUCAUCGACGGGGGCUCAGGGUACCUGUGCCAGAUGGAGCCUGUCGCCCACUUCGGACUGGGGAAGGACGUGGCCACCAGUGUGGAGGUGUUUUGGCCUGAUGGCCGCUCUGUGGCGCGGCCCCUCGAACCCUCUGACAUGAACUCCGUUCUGGAGAUCCCCUACCCCGUGGAGGAGGACGAGGGAACCCCCGCCACGGAGAUUGAGGUAGGGACUCGGGAGUGCUGGGAGCACUGUCCCGAAUGUACAGACCAAGACGAGUGCACCGAGUUCCCCUCUGUGUGUCCGCGAGACCGCCCGCUUUGCAUCAACACCUACGGUGGCUUCAAGUGCCGCGCCACCAAGCGCUGUGGCCAGGGGUUCGAGCCCAACGAUGAGGGGACGGCAUGCGUCGCUCAGGUGGCCUACUUUGAGGGAAACCGCUCCUCUGCCGGUGGGAUUCGGGCUCUCCUCUCGCACUUCUCCUUGACCCUGCUGGCCUUCUUCACUCUGACCCUGCUGGCCUGACUGGCCUAGCGCUCCCUCCUAAAUAUUCCCCCCCGCCACGACCCCCCCUUUCUGCUUGGCUGUUUGGGAUGCUAAGAGAAAGGGCUAGGAGGGAGAAGCUCAGACCUCAAACACCCCUCCCCAUCCCCCCCCAACUCCUUCUUGCUGUGUCAUCUGCCUGGCUCCUCCCCCCUCUUGGCUCUAGCCCCUCCCAGAACUGAAGAACACACACCGAGCAUGCUCACUGGGAGCUAAGAGGGGAUUUUCUGGGCUAACUGGAGGGAAAAAAAAAAAAAAAAAGUGUG